GCACAAGCCUCUCCCGCACUUCGUGCGUUCGACGGAGAGGCUGGGCAAGCUAGACCAAUACCAGCAGCUUCAAUUUUUAAAUACACACACACACUGCAAGCACAAAGAAACGAGAUGUCAGUGGAAGCAAGACAAUCCAAUGCAGCGUUGAAUUUGAGCGGCAAGACUGCUGUCGUAACCGGUGCAACGCAAGGGAUCGGAGAGGGAAUCGCUCUACGAUGUGCUCAACUUGGCGCUAGUAGAGUCUUCAUCAUCGGUCGGAACCAGGAACGCGGGAACGCCGUACUCGAGCGCCUGAGGGCUGUUGCCAGAGAGAGAGCCGAUUCUAAACAACAGUUCGAGUUCCUUCAGGCUGAUCUUUCGACAAUCAAAACUAUCAAAGAAACCGCGACGGAGAUCCAGAAAAAGGUCGGAACAAACGGAUUGGAUUACUUGCUGAUGACUCAAGGAGGGCCACCGAAUGGAAUAUAUGAAGAAAAUUCAGAAGGAUAUGAGAAGUCGCUUGCUGUCCAUUGCCUAUCUCGCUUCGGCUUGAGUUACUUACUAGCUGAAUCGAAGACAUUGAAGAACGACAGUGCAGUCGUCUCGAUCCUGUCGCCUGGAUCGAGUUACUCGGAGCUCGAUCUCGAAGACCUUUCGUUGAAGAAACUGCAUGCGACUCAUCCUUGGAGGCCGACGAUGUUGAUCAGCCAGGGGAAACGCGACUCUACCCUUACUGACGCUUUCACUCUGGAGUUCAACCGCCGCUAUCCGUCAAUCAAGUUCUACCACCUCUUCCCAGGUUACGUCCAGACAAAUGCGGCAGCCAAUCGGGGACUCCCAUUUCCUAUCCCUCAACUAGGUUCAGUAUUUGGACCAGUCCUGGCAAAGAUUGUGGGAAAUACGCCGACAAGUUACUCGGAUAUCCCGUUAUUUUUUGCAGCCAAUCCAGAGGCAAGGAAGUUAGACGGCUAUCUCUUCAAUGAGCGCUUGAAGAAGAUUGAUUUAGGACAAUGGAAUCAUGACCAAGCUAACCGUGCAAAAGUGUUUGAAAAACUUCAAAGUCUGUUUUGAUUGAAAAUCAAACAGCAUCAGUAUCUUUUCUCUCAGAUGAUUAAAUUAUCUACAUAUAUCCAAUCAUGUGGUUCUGUUUUUUUUGUAUACAAAUAUCUAUUUAUCAGCAUUGCUUUAUGAGCAUGUUACUUACUGAAUUGUAUCUCUUCAGACAAAAGCUACCUAACACUAUCAAAAAAGAAACAUCUCAGAAAAAACCUGGCACUAGUUGACAUGCAGAUCAUUGCUCAAUCCAUAACUACUGUUAUAACUCCAAGUAAGCCUGAAGUAUUUGUUUUUGCAAAC
Puccinia graminis f. sp. tritici CRL 75-36-700-3 is the source of this 1338-nucleotide messenger RNA. RefSeq lists its product as uncharacterized. NCBI's taxonomy places the organism in Eukaryota, Fungi, Basidiomycota, Pucciniomycetes, Pucciniales, Pucciniaceae. The record is from RefSeq and is a predicted model, not a curated record. Bases 115 to 1053 code for a protein of 312 amino acids. The transcript has 7 exons.